AUGGCCGAGGCGGUUGCCAAGGAGAGAGCAUUGGAUGCGACGGUCAACGUGGUAAGGGUCCAGCACAAGAAGGGCCAUGCCAUCCUCGACCACGGCGAGGAGUCGCCUGCUGGCAUCAGGCCUGACCAGUUGCCCCUGUGCGAUUUCACAGAAGGCGAAGCGCCAGUAAGGCACGGCGUGGACAUCAUCUCCGAGCACGUCGGCGAAGUCCCAAAAGACGACAUUCGCAAGUGCCUGGGCAGACAGAACCCUGCCUACGGCGAGCUCCCAGAACCUUUCCGCUUGAAGGACACGGGUGGCGUCUCGUACCACAUGUCUAUAUUCGCCAUUCCCCUCGAGGGCGGCAAGUUCGCGGCGGUCAAGGUGAUCGGGAUGGUGGAAAAGCAGAAGAAGGGCUUCUUGCAGGGCUUGUGCGUCGGAACGCCCCAGAUGAUCAGUUGGAGCGAGAUUGGCGGGUCGAACGCCCAUCACAACCUCAAGGCCUUCCAAUGCAUGAUCGAGGGGCUGGGCGGCUUUCAAGCCCGCGCGUCCGGGUUGGCCCCCUCCUCAAAUGAGGAGGGCGAACUCGACGAAGACGCCGUCGAAGCAGGCUUCGAUUACAACUACGACGAGGGCCCGCGGCACACGGAGAAGCUUAUCCAGCUGAAGUGGAUCGCCAAGAGGACCCACAAGCAGGCGAACUGCCCGAUCGCUGGGUGGCGCGACGGGCUGGUGAAGGAGGCGUUGCGCCAGCUCGCGCAGGCCGACGCCCUUGCGACCGCGCAGACUUUCUUCGGUAUGACAAUGGCGGGCUACGAGAUGCACAUGGUAGACUUGGGGGCGCGCUUGAUGGCGUCGAGGAAUCUCAAGGGUAAUUGGUUCCUAGGCAAAGCUGGGAUCGGAAAGCCCCCAUGCAUCAAGUCUCUCAUGAUGUGCUUCAGCCGCCAGGCGCGCAUCGACGCGAUGGGGCGCACCGAGGAAGCACUCAACGGAUCGCACCGCGUGCGCUCUGAGCUGGAUGUCUUCAGGGGUCGCCCUGGGCUGGUUGACGCGCCCGACAUCUUCGACGACGGCGACUCUUCCACCCAGCGCCCCAGAGUUCCCAAGGCUUUCGGUGACAUUGCGUCAGAGGAAGCGGUGGCCAUGGCGCGGUGGACUGGUUGUCGGUGGGCCAAGGGUCAGCCCAGGGCGUUGCUGGACAACAAGUACGACCAGCGCGCAGAGCCUGCCCCGCAAGGGGCCGCCAACUCCAAGAACGGCGCCGAGACCAUCACGCAUGAGCAGUUCAUGUCUUUGAUCAGCCCAGCCUGGCCAAUCGACAUGCUGUAUCCAGACCAGGUGGCCGUGCUCAAGCGCAACAACUUCGUCGUGCAGACUGACCUCUGGCUCUACAUUCGGCUUGCGACAGAGGAUGAGGUGCCUGUUCACAGGUUCCCAGUGCCCGAGAAGCGGACGUGGAUCCGCAAGACGAGCGAACCCAAGUACGGCGCCAUCCUCGAGGGGACGGCGGGCGUGCCUGACGGGUACAAGGCGGCAUUGGAGUGGAAGUGCCGUUGGACGGACCACGUGCUGCGGGGCGGCCCAGCCGCAGAAGCUUUCAACGACAAGCAGCGCGUGACCGAGUUCCUCCGCGAUGUGCCCGCGGCCCCGAUGCCAACCUCAGCCGCGCCAGGAGGCGGCGCGCGCGGGUCGCAGAUGCCAGCCCCAGGCGCGCCAGAAGGGGAGCGCCCAACCAAGCGGGCGAGGCCUGGCGCGCAGGAGCACCGCGAGGCGUCGCCCGACCCUUUCGCGGAUGGCUUCAGGCGCGACCGCCGCGGGGUUGACAGCGACGACUACGAGGGCGAUGAGGAUGAUGAUCCGCCGCGCGGGGCCCUCUCGCAGGAGCUCGAGCGGCUGUGGGGUCUCCACCAGGCGGGCACCAUCACGCUCGUGGAGUUCAGCUCCUUGAAGAAGAGCGUGAUCGGGGAGCUCGCGCCCGCCAAGAAGGAGAAGGGCAAUGCCAAGCAGGAGCGGGCGCGCCGCACGCCGAUCAAGAAGGACCCCGCGGGCGCGACCAUCAAGCGGGAGCCCGCGGGCGCGCCCGCGUCCGCGGGCGGCGUCACUGCUUCGCCCGUGGACAAGGAGACGAUGAAG
Prorocentrum cordatum is the source of this 2112-nucleotide messenger RNA. The record is from the annotation of a GenBank genome assembly. NCBI's taxonomy places the organism in Eukaryota, Dinophyceae, Prorocentrales, Prorocentraceae.